AUGCCGAGCAGCUCGGACACGGCGCUGGGGGGAGGCGGGGGCCUGAGCUGGGCGGAGAAGAAGUUGGAGGAACGCCGCAAGCGGAGGCGAUUCCUGUCCCCUCAGCAGCCGCCGCUGCUGCUGCCGCUCCUGCAGCCGCAGCUCCUGCAACCGCCGCCGCCCCCGCCGCCUCUGCUCUUCCUGGCUGCCCCCGGCACGGCCGCCGCCGCCGCAGCCGCCGCCGCCGCCGCGGCCUCCUCCUCUUGCUUCAGCCCGGGCCCCCCUCUGGAGGUCAAGCGGCUGGCGAGAGGCAAGAGGCGCCCCGGAGGGCGGCAGAAGCGGCGCCGCGGGCCCCGCGCCGGGCAGGAGGCGGAGAAGCGCCGGGUCUUCUCGCUGCCGCAGCCGCAGCAGGACGGCGGGGGCGGCGCGGGCAGCGGCGGGGGUGUGACCCCGCUGGUGGAGUACGAGGAUGUGAGCUCGCAGUCCGAGCAGGGGCUGCUGCUGGGGGGCGCCGGCGCGGCCGCGGCCCCGGCCCCGGCCCCCGCCUCGGCGGCGGCGGCAGCGGCAGCAGCAGCAGCGGCGCCCGCGGCUGCCGGGGGGACGGGGGGCAGCGGCGGGAGUCCGGCCUCCUCCUCCGGCACCCAGCGGCGGGGGGAGGGCUCCGGGUCGGGGUCCGGGCGCAGGCCCCGCCGGGACCGCCGCCGCAGCAGCGGCCGCAGCAAGGAGCGCCACCGCGAGCACCGGCGGCGGGACGGGCAGCGCGCGGGCAGCGGCGGCGGCGGCGGCGGCGGCGAGGCCUCCAAGUCCCGCAGCCGCCACGGCCACGGCGGCGAGGAGCGGGCCGAGGCCGCCAAGAGCGGCAGCAGCAGCAGCAGCGGCGGCCGCCGCAAGAGCGCCUCGGCCACGUCCAGCAGCAGCAGCGGCCGCAAGGACCGCGACGCCAAGGCUCGCCGGAGCCGGACUAAGUCGUCCAAGGAGCCGCCCUCCGCCUACAAGGAGCCGCCCAAGGCCUACCGCGAGGACAGGACCGAGCCCAAGGCCUACCGGCGGCGGCAGCGCUCCCUGAGCCCCCUGGGCGGCCGGGACGACAGCCCGGUGUCGCACCGGGCCUCGCACGGCCUGCGGAGCCGCAAGUCGCCCAGCCCCGCGGGGGGCGGCAGCCCCUACUCGCGGCGCCGCUCGCCGAGCCCCUACAGCCGCCGCCGCUCGCCCAGCUACAGCCGCCACAGCUCGUACGAGCGCGGCGGCGACGUGUCCCCCAGCCCCUACAGCAGCAGCAGCUGGCGGCGCUCCCGGAGCCCCUACAGCCCGCCCAUCAGACGGUCUGCCAAAUCCCGAAGCAGAAGCCCAUAUUCAUCUAGGCAUUCAAGAUCUCGUAGUAGGCACAGAUUGUCUAGAUCCAGAAGUCGUCAUUCUAGCAUUUCCCCUAGCACACUAACUCUGAAGAGUAGCCUGGCAGCUGAAUUGAACAAGAAUAAAAAAGCACGAGCUGCAGAGGCAGCAAGAGCUGCAGAGGCAGCGAAAGCUGCAGAGGCAGCCAAGGCUGCUGAGGCCGCUGCCAAAGCUGCCAAAGCCUCAAACACUUCUACACCGACCAAGGCGAACACAGAAACUGGUGCCAGCGCAUCACAGACAAACCAUGUGAAGGAUGUGAAGAAACUUAAGACUGAGCCUGCACCUUCUCCCUCAAGUGGUGGAACUUUAAAAAAUGACAAGGCAAAAACAAAGCCACUUAUUCAGGUAACAAAGGUGGACAAUAAUUUGAUUGUAGAUAAAACCACCAAGAAAGCAGUUGGGAAGGAGAGUAAAUCUGCUGCUAUAAAGGAGGAACCAGUAUCUCUUAAAGAGAAAACCAAACCACUUACACCAAGCACAGGAGCCAAGGAGAAGGAACACCAUGUGGCUCUAGUGACCUCUACAUUACCACCAUUACCUUUGCCUCCAAUGCUGCCUGAAGAUAAAGAUGCUGAUAGCUUACGAGGAAAUAUUUCUGUAAAAGCGGUUAAAAAAGAAGUAGAAAAGAAAUUACGAUGUCUACUUGCUGAUUUACCACUGCCCCCUGAGCUACCAGGAGGAGAUGAUCUCUCAAAGAGUCCAGAGGAAAAGAAAACAACAACACAGUUACAUAGUAAAAAGAGGCCUAAAAUAUGUGGGCCUCGCUAUGGUGAAAUCAAAGAAAAAGAUAUUGACUGGGGAAAACGAUGCGUGGAUAAAUUUGAUAUCAUCGGAAUUAUUGGAGAAGGAACCUAUGGACAAGUUUACAAGGCCAGGGAUAAAGACACUGGAGAAAUGGUUGCCUUAAAAAAAGUACGUCUAGAUAAUGAAAAGGAAGGCUUUCCGAUUACAGCAAUUCGAGAAAUUAAAAUUCUUCGGCAGCUUACUCAUCAGAGUAUUAUCAAUAUGAAGGAGAUAGUUACCGAUAAAGAAGAUGCUUUGGAUUUUAAGAAGGAUAAAGGUGCAUUUUAUCUGGUAUUUGAAUAUAUGGACCAUGAUCUGAUGGGACUACUGGAAUCAGGCUUGGUUCAUUUUAAUGAAAAUCACAUAAAGUCAUUUAUGAGACAGCUCAUGGAAGGUCUGGAUUAUUGUCAUAAGAAGAACUUUUUGCAUAGGGAUAUUAAAUGUUCAAAUAUUCUUCUAAAUAAUAGAGGGCAGAUAAAACUUGCAGAUUUUGGACUCGCUCGAUUGUAUAGCUCAGAAGAAAGUCGGCCGUACACUAACAAGGUCAUCACUUUAUGGUACCGUCCACCUGAACUGCUGUUGGGAGAAGAACGGUAUACACCGGCGAUUGAUGUGUGGAGCUGUGGAUGUAUCCUUGGUGAACUCUUCACUAAAAAACCCAUAUUUCAAGCAAAUCAGGAACUUGCACAGCUAGAAUUAAUAAGCCGUAUAUGUGGGAGUCCAUGUCCUGCAGUGUGGCCCGAUGUGAUCAAACUACCGUAUUUCAACACCAUGAAACCAAAGAAGCAAUAUCGUCGAAAGUUAAGAGAAGAAUUUGUUUUUAUUCCUGCAGCUGCACUAGACUUAUUUGAUUACAUGCUGGCCUUGGAUCCUAGUAAGCGCUGCACUGCAGAGCAAGCUCUUCAGUGUGAGUUCCUACGGGAUGUGGAACCCUCAAAAAUGCCCCCACCAGACCUUCCUUUAUGGCAAGACUGCCAUGAGUUGUGGAGUAAAAAGCGAAGAAGACAGAAGCAAAUGGGCAUGACUGAUGAUGUUUCCACAGUUAAAGCCCCCAAAAAGGACUUGUCUCUGGGCUUGGAUGACAGCAGAACGAACACACCCCAGGGUGUGCUGCCAACUUCACAACUGAAAUCUCAGGGCAACUCGAAUGUGGCACCUGUAAAAACAGGCCCUGGACAGCAGUUAAACCACACUGAAUUGGCAAUUUUACUAAACCUACUACAAUCUAAAACAAGUAUUAAUAUGGCUGAUUUUGUUCAAGUGUUGAACAUUAAGGUAAACUCUGAGACUGAACAACAGCUAAAUAAAAUAAACCUUCCUGCUGGAAUUUUGGCAACAGGUGAAAAACAGACAGAUCCAUCAACACCACAACAGGAGUCUUCAAAACCGUUGGGAGGAAUUCAGCCUUCUGCUCAGAGCGUCCAGCCGAAAGUGGAAGCUGAUGCUGCCCAGGCGGCCGUGCAGAGUGCAUUUGCAGUUCUGUUGACUCAGUUAAUAAAGGCUCAGCAGUCAAAGCAGAAAGAAGUGCUACUAGAGGAAAGGGAAAACGGAUCGGGCCAUGAAGCAGCAUCGUUACAACUCAGACCGCCUCCAGAACCUAGCACUCCGGUGUCGGGGCAAAAUGAUCUCAUUCAGCACCAAGACAUGAGGAUGUUGGAGCUCACCCCAGAACCAGAGCGGCCUCGUAUUCUGCCUCCUGAUCAGCGCCCUCCGGAACCACCUGAACCACCACCAGUCACUGAAGAUGACCUGGAUUAUCGGACAGAAAACCAGCACGUUCCUGCCACUGGUUCUUCACUGACCGACCCUCAUGCCGGAGUGAAAGCAGCCCUGCUACAGCUGCUUACUCAGCACCAACCCCAGGAGGACCCCAAAAGAGAAGGUGGUAUUGACUACCAGGCAGGUGAUACUUAUGUACCCCCUUCAGACUACAAGGACAAUUUUGGAUCCUCUUCUUUCUCUUCUGCUCCUUAUAUUAGUAAUGAUGGUCUAGGAGGUGGCUCUGCGCUACCACUGGAACGACGUAGCUUCCUUGGAAACUCAGAUAUUCAGCCUUUGGACACCUACAGUAACACUUCAUCUCAUUCUGGUGGUCCACCUCAGCCUCCUGCCUUUUCCGAGUCGUUUCCCACUUCAGUGGCUGGCUAUGGAGACAUUUACCUCAACACUGCUCCCAUGCUGUUUAGUGGAGACAAGGACCACAGAUUUGAAUAUAGCCAUGGCCCCAUUGCAGUCCUGGCGAACAGCAGUGACCCUUCCACAGGGCCAGAGAGUACUCAUCCUUUGCCAGCAAAGAUGCACAACUAUAACUAUGGUGGUACCUUACAGGAAAACCCGGGGGGCCCCAGCCUCAUGCACGGACAGACCUGGACUUCUCCUGCCCAAGGACCUGGCUACUCACAAGGAUACAGGGGACACAUUAGCACGUCAGCCGGCAGGGGUCGAGGCAGAGGGCUGCCAUACUGA
Molecule: messenger RNA, 4623 nt
Organism: Pipistrellus nathusii (Nathusius's pipistrelle)
Lineage: Eukaryota; Metazoa; Chordata; Mammalia; Chiroptera; Vespertilionidae
Source: the annotation of a GenBank genome assembly